Messenger RNA from Porites evermanni, 8417 nucleotides. The record is from the annotation of a GenBank genome assembly. NCBI's taxonomy places the organism in Eukaryota, Metazoa, Cnidaria, Anthozoa, Scleractinia, Poritidae.
GACUCGGCCUCGGUUGCGCGUGGACAGUGUUGUAAAUUUUUUCGUUGCGUAAAGAUGUCCACGGACACAGCAAUGGACUCGAGGCAAGUUGGUAGACAUGUAUUUCUUUUUUCCAAGCAAAACGGGCAUGAAGGUUCCCCUACUAUUAUUGCUAAGCCCGUAGAUAUAACACAGGAUUUACCCAGGGAAUUUCUUCGCUAUUUGAAAACGUUGUUCGAUAUUCUCGACGAAAAAGGUUCUGGUUUCUUAAGAUUAGCUGACAUUGAAUCGCGCUGGAAAACAAACCAAGGAUCAACUGCGCUCAAUGAGGGAGUUAUUGAAAGCUUACGGAAAGUAACACCAAAAAAUGGGCUGCUUAGUUUUGAGAGGCUUUGUACGGGUAUGAAACUCGCCCUCAAAACUCAACCACGAACUCAAAAUGGAACCACGGUAACGGUGAAUGGGUUUUCUGGUCACGGUCAAACGACCAAACGUUCGAGCUCUGUUCCUCAGCUGGACACUGCGAAAGAUUGGACUUCCGAUUCAAGCGAGGACUCUUUUGCUAGCGGUGAAAGGAGAGAAAAAGUGAAAAUAAUUAAACAAUUGAGAGACUGGAAGGAAGAAAAACAAGAAAAACGUCGUUCACUUAACUUUACUCCAACCAACAACAUCGGCGGAAACGACAGCUCCGGAAGUAGCAGUGAGUGUCUUUUAUUCUUAUCUUUCACAGGAUAAAUUUUAAUUGAUGGUUUGCUUGGCAACUAAAUUAUCCUGUGCAUUUUAGUUUGUGGUCAGGUUCAUUCUCUUCAAACUAAAAUAGUUGUUUUGAAUAGUUAUACCACGGUUUAUUUCAUAAACGAACUCGCGUUAAUUGAAAAUGGAAGGUGUUAUUCAGUAAACAGAACACGGAUUAUAAAGCAGCAGGCAAUAUGUCGACAUGUAAUACUCGUUUACAGUGCGAAGUGAAAGAAGCGCAAACAUAAUUUCAAUUAGCUCGAUUCUUGUUUUUAAGUCAACAAUUAGGCUUGAUGAAAUUUACUCGUUUCUUCGUUUUACUUGAAAUAUUAAAUUCAGUGACAUCUUUUAAAACAUUUGCAGCACCUUCGAGAAAAAUCAGCAAAUUUUAGUGUUUUUCCUCUAAGCUUUGUCUAAUCGUUCUAAGGAGGAUUUGUUAUUUAUCCGAAAGAAAGAUUAAGGCUAAAGAAUUUAAAAGAAAUUCUAAACCUUGAUCGAUCGUUCAAGUUAUUUGUAACUGUUAGAGCGCAACAGGGAUUAUAAAUUCCAGGUGGUUGGUAAUGAAGCUUAACAUGUUAUUUAUAUCUCAGACUUUGUGUCAUUCGUGUUUACAUUUCCACUGUACAUUAAUAAAGCUAGAAGACAUUUGUUUAGUUUUUUAUGACCUGCAACACCCGUGUUUUUUUUCUGGUAAAAAUAAUAAUAUUAAAUCUAGUUUCUUCCACAGUCAACUGCACCCAGUAGGACGGAUGCAUACAGCUAGCUCACCCAUGAAAACUGUUGAUGUUACAAAAUAAUCACAUUUUUUUUAUUUUGUUUUGUUUUUCCUUUCCCUUUUUCUUUUUUUCCUAAUAUAAGCAAGCUAUGAGGAGCAUAAAUUUUAUCAGCAAAUUUAUAAGAAAGAGAACUGUCUGCUAUUUUGGAAUGUCCAUAAGAGAGUUUCAACAAUACUUUCAAAUUCUCCUUUACUUUAUUUGUUUCACUUUUUACUUCUGCGUUUGCACUUUCUAGAGAGUCCACAAUAGGUUCAGGAUUUACCUUAUUUGAAGGUCAGGGUACGGGACUGGACGGAAGGGGAGGGGCAACCUUGUUCCCAGGAAGCAAGGUUGGGGGGGGGAGAUUUAGGAAUGACAGUAUGCACAGGAUGCAUAAUGCCGAGAUAAUCAUCAGGAUUGUGAGAUUGAGGGGAACUUGAGGGGUGGGUUUGAAGGGAGUAGAGAACCCUAUAGUGGAUCCUGGAUAUAGGGUUUUAAAACAUACUGCUAUUUUAAACACCACUUCUGAUCACCGGUACCAGUAUUUGAUGGUGUGUAUAUUUAUACACUGUUUGUAUUGAUACUGGUAUCAUUGUAAGGUCCUUCAUCAACAAGUCCAGUUAGAAGGAGUAACUCAACUACGAAAGUCUACUUUGUGGGUAAAGAAGAAAGUCCAAUAGCACAGACAAAUGGCCAUGUCAGACCUCCUGGCAUUCCAGAGGCUUCUAAGGUAAACAAGGCAUGAAUUUGUAACUUGUGCAUUGAAUUUUAUCCAUUUUAUUGUAAGGUUUAUAUUAGCAUCAAACCAGAUUACUAAUCACAUACUGUAUAUCAAAUUAUUGUAAUAUGCGAAUAUAUAAUUUAUUGUUGACAUCCAGUUUCAAUGUUAACACUUUGUCAUGUUAGAUUUUUUAUAUGUCGUAGGCUGUUUUACAACUGGAUUGUCAAAAUAAAUAGAAUAAUUAUUGCUGAUGGAUGCAAACGUGCACAUACAAAAACAAACAAAAUAUUUACAAGUAUAUCUAAAAAAAGAUUACACUGAAUUCAUACAUGUGUAGAAAUAGCUUUGGCAAUAUUUUGUUUACAAUUUAAGAAAAUAUUUAUAUCAAAAGAAAGAUUAUAUUGAAUUCAUACAACUUGCUUUGGCAAUAUUUUGUUUACAAUUUAAGAAAAUAUUUAUAUCAAAAGAAAGAUUAUAUUGAAUUCAUACAACUUGCUUUGACAAUAUUUUGUUUACAAUUUAAGAUUUAAAGUAUUGAUAAGAAUCAGUGCCCCUCCUGUAUUAGCCUGUACUGAUAUUUAUAUUUUAUACCAAAAAAGUGAUGAUACCAAUAUAUUUACGCUGUGUACCAAUAGUAAAAGCUUUUAAAAAGGCAGUGCUAAAAAUGUUUGGGUCUAGUGUAAUAUUCAUUUCAUUGUUCGUGGGUUAUUUUUUUUGUGUGCUUGUGAAUAAUAUUGUUAAUAAAUUAUUUGUGGUUAUAAAUGCCUACAAUGUAUUAAGCCUAUAAGACAGUUGGAAUGUCUAAAACAGUGGCAAAGAUGGGAGUUUAAACUGUGACAGGGUAGAAGGCAAGCUCAAAUACAAAAAAAUAAAAUUAAAAACUGACCAGGAGAUAGUAUGGCUUCCUUCUAGUUUGUGAAAUGACAGGUUUUGAAAGUCAGAUUACAAGGGACAUGCCAUAACCCCCUCUCCUUCCUCCUUUUGUCAUUUCAGCAGUAGUUAGCUUUAUGGAAGCAAUCUCUUUUUUGUAGCCUGCGUGUCAAUAUAUUAUUUUUGACAGUCAGAAGUCCAGACAUUUGUCUAGAUAAAUGUAUUGGACAAACGGUUCCUUUUUUUGACUAAAAUUUUCGAAGCAGUAAGCAAGCUAGAAUAAGUAUUUGCAGUCAAGACCACAAAAAAAUUAAUUUCCGGAAAUAAUAUAAGAUUUGCAAUAUUAAUUUUUAAGAUUGUUGGAACUUAUGUGCGUGUAAUGGAAAUAAAUCCAUUUUCAAAAAUUAAUUAUUCUUUUGGGAGUUUUCCAGAAAUAUGCCAUUUUCACGCACAUUUCUCUGAAAAGAUCCUAAAUGCUUUACAACGAUUUACUUCUCAACCCUCUUUUCAAGAAUGGAGAUGAAAAUGAGAAAGCCACAAAGUAAUAAUUAUUUGAAUUUCCAAGUUGUCUAUUCAUUAUUAUUUAUAUUGCAAUUUGCUUGUCUGUUUUAUUGCAGGAGGGACGGUUGAAGGAGUUGGACGAAGAGCAUGAUCUUUUACAAAGCGGCCUUCAGGUCAUUGAAAAAGCAAGAAAAUGGUAUUUUAAAAGGAUUACUGCUAUUCAAGAAGAAAAGUUGCAUCUUCAAAAUCAAGACCAGUAUUCAUUAGAACAGGUAUUAAAGGCCUUCAAAUGUACAUGUAGUUCAACUAGUUACAGUUUUGCAAAUAUUUUUCACACUCUGUCCAAAUGUCUGCUUGAAUCUGUGGUGCUUUCAGUACCAAUAGAACUUUAGGGCACUUUCCAUUUGUGAGAACUGACUGGCCAGACCAUUCCCAUCGUAACGAGAAUUUCUCUUUUAAGCAAACUAUCCAGCUAGUAGAUCAGUCAAAUCCUAAAUAGUUAUAUGCAUGAAGGAGUUAGUUUUUUUAUUUGCUAAUGGACUGGUCUGGCAAUGUUCCAGUCGGCCAGUUCUGCAGACAAAUGGAAAGUGCUCUUAGAUUAUACCUAACUUACCAUUAAUUCCCAUCUCUUUUAUUAGGAAUUAAUGCAGUUUGUCUCUUUUAGUUUCAGUAUGAGCUUUUGCUUCACAAAACAAGAAGGAAAGAACUUGGACUGGAUAAGGCAACGUUCAAAGAACACAAACACCACAUACAAGACAUUAAUGAGAGCCUUGAAAAAAUUAUAGAUGGAAAAUUGCCAGCAAAGGUUCAUUAAUUAUUUACUUUACACUUUUUGUAGAUUUUAAAUCUUAAAUUUGGGAAAUAUAUCAUGGAGGCUGGAUUAUCAAAAGAGAGUUUGGGUGAGGAGGUUCACAGUUACAGUGAUGGAUGUUGGUGAAUAUGAAACCAUGUUGUUGCUGUAGUGGUCACAUUUAUAUGGAUGGUUUUUUCUUUCAAAAAAGAUAGAGUGCAUGUACAUCUGUAAAUUGGUGUCUCUUGACAGAAGCAAGGUGCAAAAGGGUGGAGUUUCAUACUCCUCCCCAGAUCCCUUAUUACACUGUAGUAGACUUCUGUUCUGUACAUUUUUUGCAUUUACAUUAUUAAUUAUUUACACUUUGUUUUACAAGCCAAGUUUGGCAUGCCCAAACUGUGACAAGAUGGUUGUAUAUUUUGAAGAAGUCAACCAUGAUUGCGGUGCAGGAGGCAUCCGCAAGAUUUUCUAUGUUUAUAAAUAAACCAAUAUCUUCUCCCAUUGAGUGACAAAACUCACUGAGAGAGUUCUAUAUUUUGGAAAAGUGGACCAUGAAUGCAAUCCAGGAGGCAUUCUCAAGAUUCUUUAUGCUCAUAAUAAUUUAUUGGAUACAUAUCUUUUCCUUUCUAGGCAUCUUCAAAUGAAACUUCAGAGGCUGAUGAAGAAAGAAGGCGGCUCCAAGAUGAAGUGGAACGUCUAAGAAAGGUAUUCAUGAUUUAGGAGAGCUGAAGAGAAAUCGGGGGGGGGUUGAGCAAUGGAUGGAAGAAAAACAAAGUGGACAGAAAAUAAAAUAUCUAUCAGCAGUAAAACAAAUGUCCCCCCACCCCCUUUAAACAAAACCUUAUUCUUUUCAGCAGUUACUCAAUAUUAUUCUCUUAAGGGUGUUAAUUGUGAUACCAAAUAUUAUUUCUUUAGCAAGAUGCCCUGGGUUAACACGCAUCAUGAAAACUUUUGAAUUCCAGAGUCUGAUUUCAAGAACUUGAAAGUACUUGAAAUCCUUUUAAUCCUUGACAUCUGAUUUUUUUUAUUGAAGAACCUUUAAGCUAUCAACACCUUAAAAUGUUGCAAAGGAGUGAGUGGUAAUACAGGCAGAAUAAAUGCUUGCAAAAUUAUGCAAGGCAUGUGUUCAACUGUUCCCAGUGCUCACUUGUUGCUCUUAUGCAAAACUAGACUGAUCCAAAAGUGCACUUUGUGUGUCCAUGGUCUGCAAGUGUUGUCAUAAUUCAAGAUCUCAUUUUCUAGCAUUUCUGCAUGAGCUCUCAAAAAAGGUCCUGACAAUUUCAAAGCAGGGUCUUUGAAAAGUUCUUGAAGGCCUGAAAAAGAGUAGAAUCCUGUACAACUGCUUUUGCGGGCUACUUGUACAAUGUAUAUUGCCUUUUUCCUGUCGGAGGUUCCUCUGUCACUGAAAUUUGUGACACCUCAGCAAUACUUAACCAUGACUCAUUUUUAUUGUUUUCAGGAGGUUGCUGACAAGGGCAGCAAAAUCACUCAGCUGGAAAAUGAGAAAUCUGCUCUCAUUCGUGACUUGUUCAACAACAAGGCUGCAGGGAAAAAUGGCUUUGGGCCAAAGAAAGGAAAUAAAAUCUUCUAAUGUUUUGGGUGAGACCCUGCAAGACACCACAGAUACCUUUACUGGUUCAGUGAGAAAAUUUAUCUAUUUUAUAUCUAUUUUGGAAAUGUAACUACAGUCUGCCAUGAGGCUUCACCAUGUUAUUGUAAUAUGUCUUUACACCAAGAUUUCAGUCUAGCUUGAGAAAUCAGCCAGUAUUUUGCAACACCACCACUUGUUUCCCUGCGAAAUGAUGUCUGAGGAACAAGCACAGACAUUCUAUACUGAUGACGCGUCACUACCCUGAUCUGGGUUACUAGUGCUUCUGACUGGUCUUGCUACAUGGGAAAUUUACUUCAACCUAUCAGAAGCCAGUGCCCAGGUCUGGAUAGUGACAUGUCUUUAGUGUAGAAUUUCUGUGCUUGCUCCUCAGACAUCAUUUCGCAGGGAAACCAGUGACAACACCGCAAAAUGUCUGUUGUUUUUUAAGGUUAAUUUCUGUCAGGUAGCAUCUGGGUAUUCUUGCAUGUCCAGUUUUUGGUGGACAAAAUACAUGUAUAUAUUUUUGACAUGGUUUCAGAGCUGCUGGUGCGAGAGUUGAGGUGGAUGUCACCUAUAAAUUCAUGGCUAAAACUCUGCUUGACAUUCAUUAAAUGUUAGACUAUUGCAUUAUGGUGUCUGUAAAAUCAGUAGUCGAACAUUACUAACAGAGAAAUGUUAACUCGAUUUUGGCAACUUUGUGUAAUGCGCAGGGAGCAUUGUACACUAUUGCGACUUUGAAUGUGUAAACAGUGGAGUCAAAACUCCAUGUGGACUGCAUGGAACAGUUGGCCAUGUGCUCCACACCAAUUACAUGUUUGGCCAGCAAACUAGCUACAGUGGAAACUCUUGUAUGUGAACGCCCUCAAGGUGUGAAAAAAGUGUCCACCACUGGAGCUGGCCACUCACGAGAGUGUAAAAAUACAGUGGUUGUAUGGGAGUGGGGAUAAAUGCGCGGGGGGGGGGGGGGUUGGGGCUGUUGGCAGGUGUAAAUAUAGCUGUCUGCUUAUACGGGGGUUUCUGUUGGGGGAUUUUCCCCUGUACAGUAUGUAAGUGUUAAACGCCAAGGGGGGCUGGGGAUGCCCCAGUUUUGGGGGGCUCAAAUUAAGGAAACUUAACAGAUUAUAUAAAAAGGUUGAUUUAAAGAGCGGGUGAGGGGAUGGCAGGUCGUCGAGUCCCAAACAACAAGUGAAGUAGGUGAGAGGGAAAAAGAGAAGGUAGGUGUGUCAUUAGGCGGGGGCGCCAGACGGAAGGGGAGAAAAGACGGGACGGCGGGGGGGGGGGGGAGGGGGGAGAGGGGAAGAGGGGGGGGGGGGGGGGGGGGGGGGGGGGGGGGGGGGGGGGGGGGGGGGGGGGGGUUGGGGCUGUUGGCAGCUGUAAGUAGAGCUGUCUGCUUAUACGAGAGUGUCUGUUAGGGGAUCUUCCACUGUACAGUAUGUAAGUGUUAAACGCCAAGGGAGACUGGGAAUGCACCAGUUUUAGGGGGCUCACAUUAAGUAAACUUAACUGAUUAUAUAACAAGCUUGAUUAGAUAUUUAACAAUUAUUCCUCAAGCCCGAAUGGGCUCUGAGUCAAUAGCUCAUAGUAUAUAAGUAUAUUGGAUCAACUUGAUUACUCAUUUUAGGUAUUCUGGAUUUACCAAUUUAAGAUUCAUUAUAAAAAGAAACCAUGUUAUUUGUAUUAAUAUUAUAACCACAAAGAAAAUUUAUUCACAGAACAGUUUGAUAUAUUUAUCUUAUUUGUACUUCGGUGUAAAGUCAUUUUGAACAUAACAAUUUAUUUGAUUUGAUUAUCAUAUCAUAUAAGAGUACAUAAUAUCCGGAAGAUAUCAAUUUCAUUUUGUUAGUUUUAUACUGCUGUAUUUCAGGGCCCAGUUGUUCGAACGCUGGUUUGCGGUAACUCAGGGUUAAAUUUUAACCCAGGUUUCUUUUUCUUUUUAUCAAAAGCACACUAUCGGAUAGUUUUCUCUAUUCUUUUUAGAGUAUCCAGUCAUCAAAUUGUAGGCAAAGAGAAUUAAACUGAAUUUUCUUUUUAAGCUCUCAUAUCUGAGUUCAAAUUUCGCACUAACCCUGGGUUACCUUUACCCAGCUUCGAACAACCCGGCCCAGAGUGAUGUUUACCUUAAUCGUACUAAUUUUCACUAUUACUCUUGGAUUUUGGCUAUUCCAGAAAAAAAGAAAUUCUAGUUUGAAAGCUUUUAAAAUUGCACCAAAAUAACGUCUUGUCCUGGAAAACUGGCCAAAAAUGGGCACCGUCAAAAGCUGAAGAUACUAAGACCUGGAUCCUUCAUGAAUGAACUGCUUUCUCAUUGGCCUGCGUAGCAAGCGUUUCCGCGCGAAUUUGUCGAGAAACAUGGUUGUUUUGCUCUCUCUCCAGCUAUCGGGCAAUAAUUUAUUGGAAACGCUUGCUACGCAGGCCACGUUCUCAUAUGCAGUGAUAUUAGCGUGAAAUUUAUUAAGAAUAAGGCUACAGAAGGGG